AUGGAGGAAGGCUCUCCUGGUGUUUUCCUUAAGAACUAUCGACUGACAAAACAAGUUCGAGCUUCUAAUGACAGUGAGCAUGACACAGAUCUAGUGGGUGAGUCCGAUCCGAUCCCAAUGAUGUCAACUGAUGCAGGGGAAGGCUCCGACCAGGUACCUCAUUCAGAUUUUGGGGUGGCAAGUUUUAGGGAUAAAUUGAUGAAUAAGGUGAACAUGAAUCAGAAUGUGGGCAUCGAUAUUGACUCCUUAGAUGCUGAUUAUGAGGACCUGAAUGAUGCGGAUGAUGUGGUCAUUUCUCGUGGUGAGCGUGACCCAAGUAUUCAAUUUUCAGACAGAGCAAUGGAUCGAUUCUGUAAACCAUGGCAGAAUGCUCUUAUUUUUGAGCUUGAGGAGGACCUAAACUUUGUUCUCAUAGGUGGGCCUUGGAUAAUCGCAGGGCAGUAUCUUGUUAUGCAAAAAUGGAGGUCUGGGUUUUGCCCUGCUACUGCUCAUGUCACUCGAAUGGCUGCUUGGAUAAGAGUGUCUGCGAUUCAGCUGGAGUGUUUUGAUAAUUGGUACAAUAUUGAACAUGAAGGAUUGCCUGAUAUAUGUUACUUGUGUGGGAUGUAUGGGCAUAAACGAGAGCAUUGUAGUUUGAAAGAGCAGAGGGUUGAAGCGUUGGGUGAGGAGCAUCCAGUUGUAGGAGGACAAGCUAAUUUGGGCUUUGGUUUUAUGGAACCUAUUCAAGGGGAUACUGAUCUCGAACAGAGUUUGCGUGGCCCCUGGAUGAAUGUUGCUCCAAGAAGAAGACCUAAGGCUGAUGUUAAAAGUGAUGGGAGGAGGGAGUCUGGUGCUAAAUCAAAGGGAUCGAGGUUUGAUACUCUUAGAACGGGUAAUAAGACAUGGACUAAAUCUAAGAAUACCAAGUAUGGUGGUACCAGACAUGCUCUCAAUGAUAUUUCUAACAAGACUACCAAGGAUAUUAAUGCAAGUGAUGGGAGUGUUUUGAUGGCUUCUCUCCCUAGUCAAGCUAAGUAUGGUUCCUUUCAUAGUGCUCGAACAAAGAUUGUGGAUGGUAAGAAGGUUGUAGCCAUGACUCCCGUUUCUGAACAACUUGAUAGUUGGGGCCAUGGUCAACAUAUUCAAAAAGAUACAGGGGUGUAUAUUUUUGGCCACCAGCCUCCGAAUAUUGAGCCAUUGGAUGUAAAGAUUCAGAAAGGCUCCAACUUUGAAAGUGUGGAUGCUAUCUUGCAUUCUGAUGAUGAUGAUAGUGGGAAUCAAUUUGAAAAAAUGGAUCUCUCUGAAGGUCAUAUGGACUCCAUUGGUGGACAAGUGACAAGGGAUGCUUUCAACAUUGUUGAAGGCAUGGCUUCUGAUAUGGUCAAAAGAGAAAAGUUAUGGGAGUAUCUUACGUUUGUUGCGGAAAGUCAUGAAUUACCAUGGUUACUAGCUGGAGAUUUCAAUGACAUUCUAUCUAUUGAUGUAAAAUUGGGAGGGGCCUUCUCUGGUAGGUCUAUAGGUUUUAAAGAUUGGUUUGACAAUCAGGAGAUGCUGGAUUUGGGUUUUGCUAGACCCAAAUUUACCUGGACAAAUAAACGUGUGUUGGAAAGGUUGGAUAAAGCAAUCUGUAAUGUGAAGUGGAGAAGGCUAUUUUCUAAUGCCAAUGAUGGUGAUAGGAACACUAAGUUUUUCCACCUCACUACUGUUGUUCGGAAAAGGAGGAACAAGAUUGAGAGACUGAAGGAUAGCAAUGGGGAUUGGGUUGAAGAUGAUGAGGGAAUUAAAAGAUUGGGGCUGUACAAAUGCGUUGAUUUGUUUGAAGUCAGAGAAAGCUUAUUUGGUAUUGGUAGUCUUAAAGCCCUUUGGGCUGAUGGGUUCCCUGCGUGUUUCUAUCAGAGCCAAUGGCAUAUUUGUGGCCCUGCUAUUUUUAAUAUGGUUCAGCAAGUUUUUAUUGAUUGUCAGAUCCUAGAUAAGCUUAAUGCCACCUUAAUUACUUUGGUGCCUAAGGUGGCCAACCCUCAAACUAUGAUACAAUUUAGGCCUAUUAGCCUUUGUUCCACUCUUUACAAGGAACAAAUGCAUAACUUUAAAAAUUCAAAAGGCAAGAAGGGUUUUAUUACUUGGAAAAUUGAUCUCUCCAAGGCUUAUGAUAGAUUGAAUUGGAACUUUAUUGAGCAUGUGUUGGUGGAGUUGAGGCUUCCUGUUGAUUUGGUUCGUCUGAUCAAGAGCUGUGUUACUAUUGUAGUUAAUUUUGAAAAAUCUGCCAUUUAUUGCUCUCCUAACACUUGUAAGGAGCUUGCUAAGGAGAUUAGUUAUAUAUGUGGUUCACCCCUUACCAACAAUCUUGGAAAAUACUUAGGAAUGCCCCUAUUACAUUCUAGAGUCACGAAAGCUACUUAUGAAUCUUUGGUGGAUAAGGUUAAGCACAGGUUGGCCUCUUGGAAAGGUCUAAGCAAGGCUGCUCCAGUACUUGGAGAAGUAUUCUUCAUGGGACUGCCUUGUUAUCUCAAAGAUGGGGUGUUGCAGGUGACUGGUUUAGAUUGUGUUGUUUCUGAUUUCUCCAAGAAUGGCUGGUGGGAUGUUAACAAAUUACGCUAUGCUCUUCAUGAUGAUCUUGUUCAGAAAAUUCUUAAUGUGCCUGUUGGUUUCAUGGGUUCUAUCCCUGAUUCUCAUAUUUGGAGGCCUUCUCCUAAUGGAGUCUUCUAA
Molecule: messenger RNA, 2685 nt
Organism: Prunus armeniaca (apricot)
Lineage: Eukaryota; Viridiplantae; Streptophyta; Magnoliopsida; Rosales; Rosaceae
Source: the annotation of a GenBank genome assembly